GGGAGGUCGCUGUCUGCAGCAGGGGCUCAUCACUUUGGUCAAUUAAAGGUUGAGAGUCAAAGGUUAAAAAAUGGGUGACGCAGCCAUGAAGGAGUUUGGGGCUGCUGCUCCUUAUCUCAGAAAGUCAGAUAAGGAGCGUCUGGAGGCCCAGACUCGUCCAUUUGACAUGAAGAAAGAGUGCUUUGUUCCUGACCCAGAGGUUGAAUACGUGAAGGCUUCCAUCACGUCAAGAGACGGUGACAAAGUCACUGCUGAAACUGAAUUUGGGAAGACUGUGACGGUGAAGGAGUGUGACGUCCAUCCUCAGAACCCGCCAAAGUUUGAUAAAAUUGAAGACAUGGCGAUGUUCACCUUCCUCCAUGAGCCCGCUGUGCUGUUCAACCUCAAAGAGCGUUACGCAGCGUGGAUGAUCUAUACCUACUCUGGGCUGUUCUGUGUCACUGUUAACCCCUACAAGUGGCUGCCAGUCUACAACCAAGAAGUAGUGGUCGCCUACAGAGGAAAGAAGAGGAGUGAAGCUCCUCCUCACAUCUUCUCCAUCUCUGACAACGCCUACCAGUACAUGUUGGCAGACAGAGAAAACCAGUCGAUCCUCAUCACUGGAGAAUCUGGUGCUGGAAAGACUGUCAACACAAAACGUGUCAUUCAGUACUUUGCCAGCAUCGCUGCUGUUCCAAGUACUGGGAAGAAAGAUCCAGCUAUUGAAAAGAAGGGAACCCUGGAGGAUCAAAUCAUCCAGGCUAACCCUGCUCUGGAGGCCUUUGGAAAUGCCAAGACCAUCAGGAAUGACAACUCAUCCAGAUUUGGUAAAUUUAUCCGGAUCCAUUUUGACAACAGAGGAAAAUUAGCCUCUGCUGAUAUUGAAACUUACCUUCUGGAAAAGUCUCGAGUGACUUAUCAGCUCAAAGCUGAGAGAGACUACCACAUUUUUUACCAGAUUUUGUCUCAGGCAAAACCAGAACUGUUGGAAAUGUUGCUCAUCACCAACAACCCCUAUGACUACGCCUUCAUCUCCCAAGGAGAGACGACCGUAGCCUCCAUUAAUGAUGCUGAAGAGCUGCAGGCUACUGAUGAAGCAUUUGAUGUACUGGGCUUUACUCAAGAAGAGAAGAACAGCAUGUACAAGCUGACUGGUGCUGUCAUGCAUCAUGGUAACAUGAAGUUCAAGCAGAAGCAGCGAGAGGAGCAGGCAGAGGCCGAUGGAACUGAAGAUGCUGACAAAGUUGCGUAUCUAAUGGGCCUGAACUCUGCCGACCUCAUCAAGGGUCUCUGUCACCCAAGAGUCAAAGUAGGAAACGAAUGGGUCACCAAGGGUCAAAAUGUUGCUCAGGUGUACUAUGCUGUCGGUGCACUGUCCAAGGCAGUGUACGAGAAGAUGUUUCUGUGGAUGGUGUUGAGAAUCAAUCAGUCACUGGACACCAAACAGCCUCGUCAGUAUUUUAUCGGUGUACUGGACAUCGCUGGGUUUGAGAUUUUUGAUUUCAACACCUUUGAGCAGCUCUGCAUCAACUUCACCAAUGAAAAACUGCAACAGUUUUUCAACCACCACAUGUUUGUGCUGGAGCAGGAAGAGUACAAGAAAGAAGGCAUUGAAUGGACCUUUAUAGACUUUGGUAUGGAUCUGCAGGCCUGCAUUGACCUGAUUGAAAAGCCCAUGGGUAUCAUGUCCAUCCUUGAGGAGGAGUGCAUGUUCCCUAAAGCCACCGAUACCACAUUUAAAGCUAAACUCUACGACAACCAUCUGGGAAAAUCUGCCAACUUCCAGAAGCCCAGAAUCGUCAAAGGGAAACCAGAGGCUCAUUUCGCCCUGAUGCAUUACGCCGGAACUGUUGAUUAUAACAUCAACAACUGGCUGGUGAAGAACAAGGAUCCUCUGAAUGAGACCGUGGUUGGACUUUAUCAGAAGUCCACUAUGAAGCUGCUGGCUACUCUCUUUGCUAAUUAUGCUGGGGCAGACUCAGUUCAGGAGGGUGGGAAAGGGAAAGGUGGAGGUGGAAAAAAGAAAGGUUCAUCCUUCCAAACUGUGUCCGCUUUGCACAGGGAGAACCUGAACAAGCUGAUGACCAACUUGAGGUCUACUCACCCCCACUUUGUCCGCUGCAUCAUCCCCAAUGAGACCAAGACUCCUGGGUCCAUGGAGAAUCCUCUGGUGAUGCACCAGCUGCGCUGUAACGGUGUGUUGGAAGGCAUCAGGAUCUGCAGGAAAGGCUUCCCCAACAGGAUCCUCUACGGAGAUUUCAAGCAGAGAUACCGUAUUUUGAACCCAAGCGCAAUCCCUGAGGGACAGUUUAUUGACAACAAGAAAGCAUCAGAGAAGCUCUUGGGCUCCUUGGAUAUUGACCACAGCCAGUACAAACUGGGGCACACCAAGGUAUUCUUCAAAGCAGGCCUGCUUGGACUCCUAGAGGAAAUGCGAGAUGAUCGUUUGGCCCUGAUCAUUACAAGGAUCCAGGCAAGGUCACGGGGUGUUCUAGCAAGAAUUGAGUUCCAGAAAAUUGUUGAACGCAGAGACGCACUGCUUGUGAUCCAGUGGAACAUCCGUGCUUUCAUGGGAGUCAAAAAUUGGCCCUGGAUGAAGAUGUUCUUCAAGAUCAAACCUCUUCUCAAGUCAGCAGAGACUGAGAAGGAGAUGGCCAAUAUGAAGGAAGAGUUUACAAAAUUAAAGGAAGCUUUUGCAAAAUCCGAAGCUCGCAAGAAGGAACUAGAGGAAAAAAUGGUCACUCUUCUCCAAGAGAAGAAUGACCUGCAGCUCCAAGUUCAGGCUGAGCAAGAUAAUCUGUGUGAUGCUGAGGAAAGAUGUGAGGGACUGAUCAAAAGCAAGAUCCAACUGGAGGCAAAAAUCAAAGAACUUACAGAAAGACUGGAGGAUGAGGAGGAAAUGAACGCAGAACUAACUGCAAAGAAGAGGAAGCUGGAGGAUGAGUGCUCUGAGCUGAAGAAAGACAUCGAUGACUUGGAGUUAACUCUGGCUAAAGUGGAGAAAGAGAAGCACGCUACUGAGAACAAGGUGAAGAACCUGACUGAGGAGAUGGCUGCUUUGGAUGAAAUCAUUGCCAAGUUGACAAAGGAAAAGAAAGCUUUACAGGAAGCUCAUCAGCAAACACUGGACGACCUGCAGAGUGAAGAAGACAAAGUCAACACUCUGACCAAGGCCAAGGCUAAGCUGGAGCAGCAAGUGGAUGAUCUUGAAGGAUCCCUCGAACAAGAGAAGAAAGUGCGUAUGGACCUUGAGAGAGCAAAGCGCAAGCUUGAGGGUGACCUAAAGUUAGCUCAAGAAAGUCUCAUGGACCUGGAAAAUGACAAGCAGCAACUCGAAGAGAAGCUGAAAAAGAAAGACUUUGAAAUCAGUCAGCUUAAUGGUAAAAUAGAAGAUGAACAGGCGAUGAGUGCCCAGCUCCAGAAGAAACUGAAGGAGUUACAGGCCCGCAUCGAGGAGCUGGAGGAAGAGCUGGAGGCAGAACGAGCUGCCCGAGCCAGGGUGGAGAAGCAGAGGGCAGACCUGGCCAGAGAACUGGAGGAGAUCAGUGAGAGGUUGGAGGAGGCUGGAGGAGCAACAGCUGCUCAGAUUGAAAUGAACAAGAAGAGGGAGACUGAGUUCCAGAAACUCCGCAGAGACCUUGAAGAGUCAACUCUGCAGCAUGAAGCCACCGCCUCCACACUCAGGAAGAAACAAGCUGACAGCGUCGCUGACCUGGGGGAGCAGAUCGACAACCUUCAGAGAGUCAAACAGAAACUGGAGAAGGAGAAGAGUGAGCUCAAACUAGAGCUGGAUGAUGUGGUCUCCAAUAUGGAACACACUGUCAAAGCAAAGAAUAACUUGGAGAAGAUGUGUAGAUCUCUGGAAGACCAGAUGAAUGAAUAUAAAACAAAGUCAGAGGAGGGACAGCGUACCAUCAAUGACUUCACCAUGCAGAAAGCAAAGCUUCAAACUGAAAAUGGUGAACUCAUGAGACAGCUUGAGGAAAAGGACUCCCUGGUGUCUCAACUGACAAGAGGAAAACAGUCAUACACUCAACAAAUUGAAGACCUCAAAAGACAACUGGAGGAGGAGAUCAAGGCCAAGAACGCCCUGGCCCAUGCAGUACAAUCUGCCCGUCAUGACUGUGACCUGCUCAGGGAGCAGUAUGAAGAAGAGCAGGAGGCCAAAGCUGAACUGCAACGUGGCAUGUCUAAAGCCAACUCUGAGGUGGCUCAGUGGAGAACUAAGUAUGAAACUGAUGCCAUCCAGAGGACGGAGGAACUGGAGGAAGCCAAGAAGAAGCUGGCUCAGCGUCUGCAGGACGCCGAGGAGGCUGUGGAGGCAGUGAAUGCUAAGUGUUCAUCUCUGGAGAAAACCAAACACAGACUCCAGAAUGAGAUUGAAGAUCUCAUGGUGGAUGUGGAGAGGUCUAAUGCUGCUGCUGCUGCUCUGGACAAGAAGCAAAGAAACUUUGACAAGAUCUUGGCAGAAUGGAAACAGAAGUAUGAAGAGUCACAGUCUGAACUGGAGAGUUCACAGAAGGACGCCAGGUCUCUGAGCACUGAGCUCUUCAAACUGAAGAACUCCUAUGAAGAAUCACUAGAGCAUCUGGAGACCAUGAAGAGAGAGAAUAAAAACCUACAAGAGGAAAUAUCUGACUUGACUGAGCAAAUUGCUGAGAGCGGAAAAAGUAUUCACGAGCUUGAGAAGAUACGAAAGCAGUUGGAGCAGGAGAAGUCAGAGAUACAAACUGCCCUGGAAGAAGCAGAGGCUUCACUUGAGCAUGAGGAGGGAAAGAUUCUCAGGGUUCAGCUGGAGUUCAGUCAGGUGAAGGCUGACAUUGAACGCAAGCUGACUGAGAAAGACGAAGAGAUGGAGCAAGCAAAGAGAAACCAACAGCGAAUCGUGGAUACUCUGCAGAGCUCUCUAGAAGCUGAGACUCGCAGUAGAAAUGAGGCCCUCCGUCUGAAGAAGAAGAUGGAAGGAGACCUCAAUGAGAUGGAGAUUCAGCUCAGCCAGGCCAACAGGCAGGCAGCUGAGGCCCAAAAACAACUGAAAAGUGUCCACGCACAUCUGAAGGAUACUCAGCUCCAUCUCGAUGACUCUCUUCGAGUGAAUGAUGAUAUGAAGGAAAAUAUUGCUAUUGUUGAGAGGCGCAAUAAUUUGCUUCAGGCUGAAUUAGAGGAACUCCGAGCAGCUCUGGAGCAAAGUGAGAGAGGUCGCAAACUCGCUGAACAAGAGCUGCUGGACGUCAGUGAGAGGGUUCAACUACUGCACUCACAGAACACCAGCUUGAUAAACCAAAAGAAGAAGCUGGAGGCUGAUACAUCCCAGCUCCAGACAGAGGUAGAAGAUGCAGUGCAGGAGUGCAGGAAUGCCGAAGACAAGGCCAAGAAGGCCAUCACUGACGCUGCUAUGAUGGCAGAGGAGCUGAAGAAAGAGCAGGACACCAGUGCUCACCUGGAACGUAUGAAGAAGAACAUGGAGCAGACCAUCAAAGACCUGCAGCAUCGUCUGGAUGAAGCAGAGCAGAUCGCCAUGAAGGGAGGAAAGAAGCAGCUACAGAAGCUGGAGGCCAGGGUCAGGGAACUUGAACAUGAGGUGGAGGCUGAACAGAAAAAAGCCAGUGAUGCAGUAAAGGGAGUGAGAAAAUACGAAAGACGGAUCAAGGAGCUUACCUACCAGACUGAGGAGGACCGUAAAAAUCUAGCACGUCUUCAAGAUCUGGUCGACAAACUGCAGCUAAAGGUUAAAUCCUAUAAGAAGACUGCAGAGGAGGCUGAAGAACAAGCCAACAAUAACCUCACCAAAUUCCGUAAGCUUCAACAUGAGCUUGAUGAAGCUGAAGAGAGGGCUGACAUCGCUGAGUCUCAGGUCAACAAGCUCCGAGUGAAGAGCCGUGAGAUAGGGUCAAAGAGAGGACUUGAUGAAGAGUGAAGUUCCCUCCUGAUUUUUUUUCCUGAGGCGCCUGUGUCUUGUGUAUUGGUGUCUCCCUAUGCAUGCCAUUGUUCAGUAGAAUAAAGACAAAGCAUCUAAAACAGCUCUUGACUUAUCAUUCUAAACAUUUACACCUCGAUUUUGCAAUUAACCUGUAUUCUGAAAUAAAAUAAGUGAUGUCCUUUACGUCACAAAAUCAAAUAAAACCAUAGGAAUAAGAAACAAGAAAGAAAAACAUGCACUGUAUUUCAAGUUUAAUGUUGAACUGUAAUGUACAGAUCUAAUUUUUUUUUUUUUUUAUUAUUUUCAUCCUAUCAACACAGUGAAAUAAUUUUUUUUCCCAAAAUGCUUUUAAUAAC
This is a messenger RNA of Sphaeramia orbicularis (orbiculate cardinalfish), 6255 nucleotides long. RefSeq names its product myosin-7-like. Gene Ontology annotation, cellular component: myosin II complex; myosin filament; cytoplasm. The coding region runs from base 71 to 5896 and encodes 1941 amino acids. NCBI's taxonomy places the organism in Eukaryota, Metazoa, Chordata, Actinopteri, Kurtiformes, Apogonidae. Gene Ontology annotation, molecular function: actin filament binding; microfilament motor activity; ATP binding. Gene Ontology annotation, biological process: adult heart development; muscle filament sliding; sarcomere organization. The transcript has 38 exons. The record is from RefSeq and is a predicted model, not a curated record.